AUCCCACUUCCCUACGCCCUCUCUCCAUCACACAACCACACACCAACAAACAUGGGUGCCAAAGUACCGCGCAACUUCCGCCUGCUGGAGGAGCUCGAAAAGGGCGAGAAGGGUCUCGGCGCUGAGGCAUGCUCGUACGGACUUGACAACGGUGACGAUCUGUUGAUGUCAGACUGGAAUGGCACAAUCCUCGGCCCGCCUCACAGCGUUCACGAGAACCGCAUCUACAGUGUAUCGAUCCAUUGCGGCCCAAACUACCCCGAUGCGCCGCCCGAAAUCAAGUUCACAUCCAAGAUCAACCUGCCCUGCGUGAAUGCACAGAAUGGCAAGGUCGAUGCCUCCAAGUUGCCAUGCCUGGCGCAGUGGAAGAGGGAGUUCACAAUGGAGACUAUUCUGAUCGAACUCCGCAGAUACAUGGCUCUGCCUCAAAACAAGAAGCUGCCCCAGCCGCCAGAGGGUUCUACCUUCUAAAGAGCAAGACUCCACCAACGAACGACACGAAAGCGAACAAUGACCCGGGAUUGGAUUGACCAACGUGCAUAUGUAUGGAGUUUUGGCCGCCCAUAUCAGCUAUAAGGGUUAAGGUUACCAGAAAGAUCAAAUGAAACAUCAAUAUCAACAUCGCAU
Messenger RNA from Macroventuria anomochaeta, 627 nucleotides. RefSeq names its product UBC-like protein. The transcript is spliced from 4 exons. The record is from RefSeq and is a predicted model, not a curated record. Gene Ontology annotation, biological process: protein K63-linked ubiquitination; DNA damage tolerance. Gene Ontology annotation, cellular component: nucleus. Lineage: Eukaryota; Fungi; Ascomycota; Dothideomycetes; Pleosporales; Didymellaceae. Bases 52 to 471 code for a protein of 139 amino acids.